Kalmanozyma brasiliensis GHG001 is the source of this 2964-nucleotide messenger RNA. RefSeq lists its product as uncharacterized. The record is from RefSeq and is a predicted model, not a curated record. The coding region runs from base 1 to 2964 and encodes 987 amino acids. NCBI's taxonomy places the organism in Eukaryota, Fungi, Basidiomycota, Ustilaginomycetes, Ustilaginales. The transcript has a single exon.
AUGAGGCGGUCGAACAGCUCUCUGCCCGUCAGAGAUGCUUGUCGCGCUUGGUCGCAAGCCAGCUCGCAGCGGCGUGCCUUGACCUCAGCUGCAAUCUAUCCUGGCUACGCCUGGCCUUCUUCCAGCUCGGCCUCGACUUCCAGCACCUCCUUUCAAGCGCCUUUCACUUUCACAUUCUCGGCGGGUAGCUCAUCUUCACCAAAAACGAAAGCUUCAAGACGCAGCCGCUCCAUCUUCGCCUUCUCUUACUCCACAUCCAACCCCGCAUACCCACUGCCUGGCUCCAACAACGAGAUCGACCCUCGCGGCGUCGACUACUCCCUAUUUGAAGCGGAAGACGACACAUAUAGUCCUCAAGCCUCAACAUCUACCGUUACGCAGCCCACAACGGUGGCAGAGCAAGAUGGCUUCUUCACCGCCGCCCCGUCACCCUCCGACACGCCCCUCUCAGCACCUACCCAGCUGCUCGUCCGUCUCCUCAAAUCACAGGAAUUCGAAGCAGCCACCACAGUGCUCAACGAGCUCCGGACUCUCAAUUCGCCUCUCGACGAGCCGCACCCUAUCUUCGCCAGCGCCGCGCUCUGGGCCAUCCGCAACGGCAAGAAGAAGGAUAUGCUCUCGUGGAUGCGCCUUUGCCCCGGGUACGUCGGCGGCUCCAAGUACCUCAGCACAGCUUCCUCGGCGAACUACAUCACGCAGGUGCGUGCGACAUCGAACACCUUUCGCAAGUGCUUCAUGGUGAUGCUCGACUCGUACGGGGACGAUCUGCGGCUGUUGCAGCAGGCGAGCAUGGUAGCGGUGCAAAAGGGGUAUUGGGGAUUGCUGCAGUCGACGCUCGCUCAAAUCCUGCGUUUUGGCGUCAGCAGAGGGGCAGGUCUGGAUGCGUCCAAUCCGGAGGUGGCCUGGGAGUACUUCCAUCGAUUGCUGCUGGCGAAUCAGAGUCAGAGGGGGCUGAGGGAGGAAGGGAGGCGGCAGGAGAUCAUGAGUGCGACGGUGGAGUUGAGGGCGCUGUACAAUCUGGGGAUUAGGACGCUAGCAUUGGCGGGAAGGUUAGAUGAUGCCAUACACUGGGCGAAUAGGUCGCUGCCUGUGGAGAGCUCGCAACGUGCGCUGGCGCAGAUUCUGGUCAUCGAGCCGUUCACGGAAAACAUGCUCAUGGAAGAGCUCGUCAAGGCCGGGUCGACGUACCUGGAACGAGCAAGGAAGCUGGCGGACGGGCUGGCAAGGUCACCAGUGAGGUUGGCAAAGCAUCGGCCCAUCAGCAUCGACGCUAUAAUCGCGCGAGUUGAACGCGAAGCAACGCUCAGUGCGGACGACACGGAGUACGCAGACAGACCAAUGACUGCGCUCGACAGCUCUCUCCAGACGCACCUCGAGCAAGGCGACGUAGUUGCAGCCCGCGAGUACCUUCUCUCCGUUCUCCGAUCAGUGACACGCGUACGAAAGGGCGAAGACGACACACCAUUCGAACCCAACGAAUCUAUCCAACCCACCUUCGACCACCUUCCCUCAGCACGCGUCCUCUCCGACCUGCAGGACAUGACUCACAAGCUCGGCACCAUCGCAGUCACCUCCUCGCUCACCGAAACGGACAUGCAUCAACCCUCCGACUCCUCCCUUUCAUCAGAGACGUUGACGGCGGAAGACUUUCUGCGUCCCAUCCGCACCCGUUUGCUUUCGACUCGCGGCGGCAAAGGCCUAUGGGAGACCGCUCGGCUCUACGGCUUCGUGAGGAAAGGCAAGUGGCGCGACGCGGCCCAGUUCUACACAGGCAAAGCGGGCUUCAAGCUCCCUUCAGGCGGAAUAUCGACCGAGCUCGUAAGCGUUGCGCUCGACGGACACGCUGCGAUCGAGAAAAAGGAGGCGCUGGUUCACGCACAGAGAUGGAGAGGUCGGCACUGGCCCAGCACGCAUGCGGUGAAUUUGUUGCUUAAGGCGCUCACGAAUGUGUGCGUGGAAGAGGGCGAUUUUGGGCGUUUGCAAAGGGUGUAUGGGAUGUGGAAGGGGGCUUGCUUGCCAAGGAGCUCGUCAGAUGGGACGUCGUUAGACGGGACUUCGUCAGAAAGCGGGGACGGCGCUUCAUCAGGCAGUGCUUCGUCAGGCAAGCCUCCGUCACACAGUCCGUCAUCAUCCGAUCCACCGUCGAUCACUCCCCCGUCAGCCCCCUUGCAGGAGGCAGAAACGAGCGCGUUGACGUUCGACCACUGGCCCCCUUCGCAACGACCGUCAAGCCACACGUUCGAUCCAUUCCUCCGCGCCUUUGCGCGCCUCCACACGCCGAGCUCGUCAGAUUCCACCUCUGCAGCGGACUGGCGCGCGUUCGGCUCGAGCCAAGUGGUCCUCUCCGUGCUGCGCGACAUGACGCACUUUGGCGUCCGACCAGGCAUCAGCAGCUGGACCAUUGCGCUCGAGUGUCUGGCGCGUGAGGGUCGAGAUCGAUGGAAGAGUACCACGGCGACGCUUGCGCAGGCGGUGGGGAUCAAUACUGCCCCGCUCAUCCACUCCCAUUCCGAAGAAAGGAAGACGGCGCCCCGCUCGGGAAAGAAUGGUAGAGUGGAGUCAGAGGGCAUUUCAGAGCGAGUGACGGCGUCACAACCGGGUUUCCCGGCGGCAACGCUGGGAACGUAUACCGCGCUCAUUCACGCCCUGGUUCGCGUACCCGCUGCUGACGGUGGGAGUAUGACGCAGCAGGCGAGCGGCGUGAGGGACGAUCUGCUCGCCCGCACUUCGGGCCUGGACAGCAACGUGCCCAGGGAGACGCUGAACGACGAGGACGAGGGAGAGUUCUGGCAAGAUCUACUGCAAAGGUGGCAAAUGGUGAUGGAGGCAAGAGAUGAAGGGGAUAAGAGGAGAGUGUGGGCUGCGGAAGAGGUGCUCAAGGGCAACAGGGGACGAACCCUGGAGGCGAUGAGGGAGGUGUGGUCGUUGGAGAGGUCUGCUGCUGGGGGCGAGGGAAGUGCAUAG